Lycium barbarum (goji berry) is the source of this 1041-nucleotide messenger RNA. RefSeq lists its product as uncharacterized. The coding region runs from base 1 to 1041 and encodes 346 amino acids. The transcript has a single exon. The record is from RefSeq and is a predicted model, not a curated record. NCBI's taxonomy places the organism in Eukaryota, Viridiplantae, Streptophyta, Magnoliopsida, Solanales, Solanaceae.
AUGGCAACGUUGAUAGCGGACAGAUUAUCAGAGAAGAGAGGUAAAUUGGUCAAAACUGCAAUAUUAACCAUGGAGCUUCUUCUCUUAUCCACAGGACUUAUUUCUACUUUUAUCAUGCUAAAAAAAGCUAUUAGUCCUCGUUACUUAUUUAACAUGGUCCUCGUUAAAUUAAGUGAAAUCUUGAAUUCUUCGAAGUGCUUCUUGUCAUCUCCACUUUACAUCUGCCUCUUCAUCAACUCUGUUGUCAUCCUUAUUUUGACUCUCUCCAAAUUUCACCACCCCACAAUGGACUUCCUCAAUGUUUUUCUAGAUGAAAAGCAUGUUGAUCAUGAUGAUAUUCAGAUUCAGCCACAAGCACAUGAUGAAAAAGAGGACAAUAUGCCGAAAAGAACCAAUUCUGUUAUUGCAAUGGACACCGUUAUGUCGUUUUUUAGCCGCUAUAAUUCAGAUCCUGUCUUAGAAGAUAGUAUUGAAGAUGAGAUCCCCUGUAGUGUGAAAGACAUUGAAAUGGAUUGUGUAACAAAAUCGUCCUUUCCAAACAUAACUCCUUUGACUGAAGCCCGUGAAACCGUCGAUCCACGUUCACAAAAUCCACCCGAGACAAUUACAACAAGAAACAAUUACCAAGAAAUGGUGAUGAAUGAAGAAAAUAUUGAAGAAUUCGAGGAUGAUGACUCGUUGGAUGCCACGUGGAAGGCGAUAACCGGAGGAGGAAACAGUAAGAAAAAGAAGAAACAAGUACUUAAGAAAAGUGAUACAUGUCCAAUGGAGCCAGUGACAACAGCACAGAGCAUUGACUCAAAGGACUUGUUGCCAUCAGUAGCUGCAGCAUGGAAAGACUUGAGAAAAUCAGUGACGUUUAACGAUGCUUUAUCGGUGUUUCGAAGAGGGGGUUUAAGAGGGGAUUUUUCUGUUAGUGCAGAGGAAUCCAACAAGAAAUUUGAUGAUUUUAUUAAGAAGAUCAACCGUGAGAGGUUGCUGCAGAGGCAAGAAUCUGAUCAGCGUGCCUUCAAGAAUAAUAUGCUAAAUCGGGCACGUUAA